CUGCGCGAGGGGAGGCCCCCGCCGCCGCCGAUGGCGGAAGUGCCUCGCGAGGGAGCGGCGAUGCGUCGCGCAGCGCGUAGCCGAGGGGGCAGGGGGAGGCGGUAGCCGUCGCUGCCGCCGUCGCCGAGCGUGGCAGGAGGCGGCUGUCUGCCAUGGCGGGCCGCGGCUCCGGGUCCUCGGAGCACCUGGAGCGGCUGCACGAGAUCUUCCGGGGAUUGCACGGAGACCUGCGGGGCGUCCCCGAGCGGCUGCGGGGCAGCGCGGCCGGUGAGGAGAAGAAAAAACUAGUUCGAGAAUUUGAUGAGAAACAGCGUGAAGCAAACGAAACGCUGCGGGAAAUGGAGGAAGAACUGAAGUAUGCUCCUCUGCCUUUCCGCAACCAAAUGAUGAGCAAAAUCCGGGCGUACAGAAGAGACCUCUCCAUGUUCCAGAGAGAGAUGAGAAGCACAGAUUUGGGAUUGGGUGCUGGAAGUCAAAGCGAUAUAAAAUAUGGAAUCUUCUCCACAGAAAAUGAACAGAGUACUAACCUGCAGUCACAGAGGGUGCUGCUUCUCCAGGGAACAGACAGCCUGAACCGAGCCAGUCAGAGCAUUGAGCGCUCGCACCGAAUUGCUGCUGAAACAGACCAGAUUGGCACCGAUAUAAUUGAAGAACUUGGGGAGCAGCGGGAGCAACUGGAACGCACCAAGAGCAGAUUGGUGAAUACAAGUGAGAACUUGAGCAAGAGUCGCAAGAUUCUACGUUCCAUGUCCAGGAGAGUAACCACUAAUAAGUUGUUGCUGUCAAUUAUCAUCAUCCUGGAACUAGCCAUCCUAGGAGGUGUGGUCUACUACAAGUUCUUUCGCAGCAGAUGAAUCUUCAUGACUGAGAUGAGCUUUUCCACUGUUGAGGAACCGGAUGGGCUGUCUGUUCCCUUUGACUGUCUGAGGAUUGAACUGUCUCAUGAGGCAGCAUGUUCAACUGAAACUGUACUGACACUAGAAAGACAGAGAAUGGGAGUAAAAGGAGAAUGCAGAUACAGACUUGAACUACUGGUAAGAUUAACAGGAAGGUAAUAAAUAU
This is a messenger RNA of Gymnogyps californianus (California condor), 1062 nucleotides long. RefSeq names its product vesicle transport through interaction with t-SNAREs 1B (gene VTI1B). Lineage: Eukaryota; Metazoa; Chordata; Aves; Accipitriformes; Cathartidae. Gene Ontology annotation, biological process: intracellular protein transport; Golgi to vacuole transport; intra-Golgi vesicle-mediated transport. Gene Ontology annotation, molecular function: SNAP receptor activity; SNARE binding. The coding region runs from base 153 to 854 and encodes 233 amino acids. Gene Ontology annotation, cellular component: endoplasmic reticulum membrane; late endosome membrane; Golgi apparatus. The record is from RefSeq and is a predicted model, not a curated record. The transcript is spliced from 6 exons.